Gadus morhua (Atlantic cod) is the source of this 2348-nucleotide messenger RNA. RefSeq names its product Rab32_Rab38 domain-containing protein. The transcript has 4 exons. Gene Ontology annotation, cellular component: lysosome; trans-Golgi network; phagocytic vesicle. Gene Ontology annotation, biological process: phagosome-lysosome fusion; endosome to lysosome transport. Bases 247 to 945 code for a protein of 232 amino acids. NCBI's taxonomy places the organism in Eukaryota, Metazoa, Chordata, Actinopteri, Gadiformes, Gadidae. Gene Ontology annotation, molecular function: GTPase activity; GTP binding. The record is from RefSeq and is a predicted model, not a curated record.
GUUGGUGAGUUGGUUGUCGCUGUACUUUGCGAUGGCAAUUUGAAAAUGUUUGUUUUGGGGUGGAAUAAGUUAUAAACUGAAUGAAUUGGAUUUCGAUCUCUUCAAUUUGCCAACGCGGGAACCAAAACGCAAACAGACUUUGUUCGAAGGUGAAACACGUUCUAGGACCGAUGCUGAAAUAAUCUUCCAUAAAAAAAUAAUCUUCUCUUUUUGGGGUCGUUUUUACCAAACCCCAGUCCGGACGUCAUGCAGCAGGAGCGGCUGCUCAAGGUGCUGGUGAUCGGGGACCUGGGGGUUGGGAAGACCUCGGUCAUUAAGCGCUACGUCCACCAGGUCUUCUCCCAGCACUACCAGGCCACCAUCGGGGUGGACUUCGCCCUGAAGGUCCUCAAAUGGGACCACAAGACGGUGAUCCGGCUGCAGCUCUGGGACAUAGCCGGCCAGGAGCGCUACGGCAACAUGACGCGGGUGUACUACCGGGAAGCGGUGGGGGCCCUGGUGGUGUUCGACAUGACGCGCCUCUCCACCUUCCAGGCAGUCUUGCGCUGGAAGGGAGACCUGGACUCCAAGGUCGCCCUGGGCAACGGUCGGCCAGUUCCAGCUGUCCUAUUGGCCAACAAGUGUGACCAGCGGGGGCAGGGCCUGUGCUCCAAGCUGCCUAAACUGGAGAACUUUUCUAAAGACCACGGCUUCGUCGGCUGGUACGAGACCUCUGCUAAGGACAACACCAACAUUGACGGGGCCAUGACCCGUCUGGUGGAGUGCAUCAUGGCGGUGGAGGAGGAGCUGGCGGUUGCUGCCGGCAACGGCAAAGUGAGCGACCAGACGGACUCCGGCGUGCUGGUGCUGCCCCGCCUCCAUCACCACGACGCCCCGGAGAGGGAACUCCCAGGAUGCACUGGGUGCCCCACCCUACGGCCCAAGAAUCACCACGCCUACGACUGAGAGCAGGAGGGUGGGUGGGAGAAGGGGGGAGGGAGGUUGGGGGGGGGAGAUGAGAGAGAGAGAGAGAGAGAGAGAGAGAGAGAGAGAGAGAGAGAGAGAGAGAGAGAGAGAGAGAGAGAGAGAGGUGGAAGAAAGUGAGAGGGAUGAAGGAGAAUGAAAAGGAGUUAUGGGACAUCUUGCUCUAGGACAGGGUCCCUUAACCUUUUUUACUGAUGCCCGGUAUUUAUUCCUAAAUCUAUGCGGCCCGGUGACCAAUGCUCCACUGCCCGGUACAGGUCCGCGGACCGGUGGUUGAGAAUCCCUGCUCUAGGAUCUGUGCAGGUUGACUGCAGGUAUUGCUGGAUCAUAGCCAGAUCCAUUGCCAUCUCCCAUGAUGUACAUAACUUUGGAAGCUUCCAGAACUUGUCUGUAUGAAGACAUUGUGAGCCACUGGAGAGAGGUUUUGAACCGCUGCCCUUGCGUUGUUCUCUUUGUAUUUACAAACGACUACAUUUAAAUAAAUCACACAAUAUGUUUCAACUUUCUGAGCCCUUCUGAAAACAUUUUGAGAGUUUCAUGAUUAGUCUUUAUAUGUUAAAAUGACUCUGAUUGCAAUUGCACUGCAAUUUGUUAGUAGUAGGUGAGGGUUAAGUGUUAAACAUAACACUAAAGGCAAUUCAAUGUAAAAAAAUACAUUUAAAUUUAUAAAUUACUUGAAAACCAUUAGAUAACUAGAAAAUCCAUUUCUUGCAGAAAAUGCGGUGAGUGCUGUAGUGCAAAGUGAGGUUGAAAAUAUUUUUUAAAGGAGACAAAUUAGGAAAACAACACUUCCUGGGAUUUUGGGUGUUUUGGGUCUCUGGUGCUCCCACACGCAUACAAACUUUGAAAAAAUUCUGUACAUGAUUUUUUGUGUGAGAUAUGCGUUUCUGAAGGUAGCCCGCCUACAGUUACCAAACGAGCGAGUCAGUUUCGGCGCCCCUUCCUAGUUGAAUAUUACCUCCCACUUCCCCCUUUGAUAAAGACGUUAUCAAAUCCCUGUUUAACCUAAUACAAAUGACUGACUAAUAUACUGUUAUAUUAACUGUGCAUAUAGAGAUUUGAAUAGCUUGAUGUUCUUUAAAAAUGUUGUUGCAUUGUGAAAAUUGUCGGUGCAUAGGACGGACCUAUCCGCGAUCUCUUAGGGCUUUUUACACUGCCAAGCCGGUUCGAUCGCGGCUUGGCACGCAAGGAACGUUCUUCUCUAUCUCCUCUUUUCUUAGUUGUCCUUUCAAAUGGUGAUAUUUUUCUUUAUGAUGAGUCUCAUUGUGGCGCCGAAUAUUAUAUUCUUUGAGCACUGAAAUUGCUGAUUACAUACCAAGCACACUGCUUUUGCAUUCACCUCUGUGAAUAAAUAAUUCUCAGUCCAUUUUUCCUGGAAAACUCUG